Messenger RNA from Condylostylus longicornis, 666 nucleotides. RefSeq names its product dynein light chain roadblock-type 2 (gene robl). The coding region runs from base 156 to 449 and encodes 97 amino acids. The record is from RefSeq and is a predicted model, not a curated record. Gene Ontology annotation, biological process: microtubule-based movement. Gene Ontology annotation, molecular function: dynein intermediate chain binding. NCBI's taxonomy places the organism in Eukaryota, Metazoa, Arthropoda, Insecta, Diptera, Dolichopodidae. The transcript has 3 exons. Gene Ontology annotation, cellular component: cytoplasmic dynein complex; cytoplasm; centrosome.
UGAAAGUACGACGAAUUAACUUAGUGAACGUUUCUAUUGUGAGUUGAGUAACGAGGUGAAAACUAACAAGUCAACUAAAUUAAAAAAAAGUAUCAUAGUAUUAAAUUUUUUUUUGGUAUUUUAUUUUUGCUAAUCUUAAAUAUUAAAAUUUAAAUAUGUCUCAAGAAGUUGAAGAAACUUUAAAAAGAAUUCAAUCUCACAAAGGUGUGGUAGGAACAAUUGUUGUAAAUAAUGAAGGCAUUCCAGUUAAAAGUACAUUAGAUAAUACAACAACUGUCCAGUAUGCUGGUCUUAUGAGCCAACUAUCAGAUAAAGCAAGGAGUGUUGUCAGAGAUUUGGAUCCAUCAAAUGAUUUAACAUUUUUACGUGUUAGAUCUAAAAAACAUGAAAUUAUGGUUGCACCAGAUAAAGAUUUUAUAUUAAUUGUAAUUCAAAAUCCAACAGAUUAGAAAAAUUUCAUUGUGCACUUAAAUUUCAGGAAAAAUUUUUCUUAAAACAAAGAAAAGUAUAUAAAAUAUAAAAUAAUAAAUUAUUUAUGAACAGAUUAUUAGUAAAGUAUUGCUUUAAAUUGCACGUUUUCACAAAACGUAAACAGGAAUGAAAUUUUUAAAAUUUUAUUUACAUAUUAUAAAUAUAAAACUGUACACAAAAAUAUUUGCAAUAAAC